CAUAGGAACAAGACUGCGGGGCUAAAUGUGGAACAAAUGUGGAGUAAUCGCCAAUCUUAACUGGAUUUGCGACAACUUAAACUCGCCCCACGUAGUUCAUGUGAAAGCUUAUUUUCGCGGACCCGACCGCGUACACGUCGACGCGACUUGACUCGUACUGCACUUGACCCUUCUCCAAAGUCCAUUGCUCCCUGUUCUUGGUUUCUUACUGCUUCUCCAUGUUUGAAUUGUAUUCGCCCUCAUACGUAAGCUCUCCCGUAUACAGUACCCCUGCAGGAGACGAGUCUUCGUCUAAGUUUUUCGUGCAGCGAAAAUUAAAUUCGGCUUUUGAUGAAUUGGCCGCUAACCAGCAUGUACAACUUUCCCAAGGUCAGAAGCGACCUUCUGCAGCUGUCAAAAAGGUGCGAAGAUGUGGGCUGUGUCACGAAGCUGGUCAUAAUCGUACUUACUGUCCUCACCGUGAACAAGCGAAUCCCUCGUCUUCCAGCCAACACAGGCCCCCUGUCGCUAGUGAUUUGUCCAUUGAUCGAUGGGUAGUGCGGAAUGAGAAUUCGCAGGCGUCUCAACCGCUUGCAGCGAGUCAAUUGUUCUCUUUACAACAAGCGAAUGUCGUUGAUAACAGUGCCGAAAACGUAUGGUCGGCUGCAAACGGAAACCCACCAUCUGAUCCCGGUUCGCUACCGAGUAUUACAAGCUCUUUCAUCUUGCCACCUGUACCAUUAUAUGACUCGUCCGGCGUCCAAGGGACUGAUUUGCUGCACUUCAACUUGGGUCCUUCUGAUCCCGUGCUAGAAGCCCCACCUGCCUCUCAAUCAAUUACAACGAACUCUUCAUGUGAAAACGGGCAGAACACAUGCGUGUCGACACCAAAAACUUCAGCUGUUCCGAGUUACACUCGUAGAGGUCCUUCCGAGAAAGUUAUGGUUCAUUUUGAUGAUGAAGACUCUGCUGAAUUUGAGUAUAUCUUCGGCAGCACACAAACCUUUUCCUCCUCCACUCACAAAGGCGGAAAAGGAUCAAAUUCAAAACGUCUUUGCUUCACCAGGUCUCAAUUGCGAGAAGAGUACGACUGUCUGCUCGCGUUGCUUCAACCCGAUUACACACCACGUAAUGCACAGGAACGUGAACGUUGUCUUCACCUGCUCAAUGGAAUACUAUGUCGCUAAAGAUAUACAAGAGGAGCGUGAAGACAAUCGCCAUCAUGUGUUUACUCGUUUGAUCACUAAUUUGUCCAUUAAAACCGACUGUAAAACUUAUUCUCCCUGUAUCUAUGAACGCUUUACGUUUUCCUUCCUAAAUCUUAAUUGCUAUAUGAUGAACCAUGUCAUGAAAACAAAUCAUUAAAUUUCCUAAACCCUAUAUGUCUUGUGUAUUUUCCCUAUUAAUGUACUCAUUUAUCCGCAGGUUUUUUCUUGCCUUGCUUCAUAAUUUUUAG
This is a messenger RNA of Schizosaccharomyces japonicus yFS275, 1435 nucleotides long. RefSeq names its product Mde2 protein. Bases 219 to 1166 code for a protein of 315 amino acids. NCBI's taxonomy places the organism in Eukaryota, Fungi, Ascomycota, Schizosaccharomycetes, Schizosaccharomycetales, Schizosaccharomycetaceae. The record is from RefSeq and is a predicted model, not a curated record. The transcript is spliced from 2 exons.